Messenger RNA from Eptesicus fuscus (big brown bat), 4068 nucleotides. RefSeq names its product ankyrin repeat and sterile alpha motif domain containing 6 (gene ANKS6). Gene Ontology annotation, cellular component: cytoplasm. Gene Ontology annotation, biological process: innate immune response. The record is from RefSeq and is a predicted model, not a curated record. The coding region runs from base 1 to 2622 and encodes 873 amino acids. Gene Ontology annotation, molecular function: protein binding. The transcript is spliced from 15 exons. NCBI's taxonomy places the organism in Eukaryota, Metazoa, Chordata, Mammalia, Chiroptera, Vespertilionidae.
AUGGGCGAAGGCGGGCUGCCCCCGGCCUUCCAGCUGCUGCUGCGUGCCUGCGACCAAGGCGACACGGAGACGGCGCGGCGGCUGCUGGAGCCGGGGGCGGCGGAACCGGCGGAGCGCGGCGCGGAGCCGGAGGCAGGCGCGGAGCCGGCGGGGCCCGAGGCGGCCGGGCCCGGGGCGGCGGCGGCGGCGGCGGCGGCCGGGGCGCCGGUGCCCGUGGACUGCUCGGACGAGGCAGGCAACACGGCGCUGCAGUUCGCUGCGGCCGGGGGCCACGAGCCGCUGGUGCGCUUCCUGCUGCGCCGCGGCGCCUCGGUCAACAGCCGCAACCACUAUGGCUGGAGCGCGCUCAUGCAGGCGGCCAGAUUUGGGCACGUGAGCGUGGCACACCUGCUUUUGGAUCACGGGGCUGAUGUCAACGCCCAGAACCGGCUGGGGGUCCGUGUGCUCACCGUGGCCUCUCGGGGUGGCCACCUGGGCGUGGUGAAGCUGCUCCUGGAAGCUGGCGCCUUCGUGGACCAUCACAACCCCUCAGGCGAGCAGCCGGCGGCAGGGGACGGCAGGAAUGAGCUGCUGGACAUCACAGCCCUGAUGGCUGCCAUCCAGCACGGACAUGAGGCCGUGGUGCGUCUGCUGCUGGAGUGGGGUGCAGACCCCAACCACGCGGCACGGACUGUGGGCUGGAGUCCGCUGAUGCUGGCAGCGCUCAUUGGAAGGCUGGGUGUGGCCCAGCAGCUGGUGGAGAAGGGGGCCAACCCCGACCACCUCAGUGUGCUGGAGAAGACUGCCUUCGAGGUCGCACUUGACCGCAAGCACAGGGACCUUGCCGAUUACCUGGACCCACUGACCACCGUCAGGCCCAAGACAGAUGAGGAGAAAAGGCGGCCUGAUAUUUUCCAUGCGUUGAAAAUGGGAAACUUCCAGUUGGUCAAAGAGAUUGCUGAUGAAGACCCCAACCACGUGAACCUGGUCAAUGGGGACGGGGCAACCCCCCUGAUGCUGGCAGCCGUCAUGGGGCAGCUGCCUCUGGUGCAGCUGCUGGUGGAGAGGCAUGCCGAAGUUGACAAGCAGGACAGCGUGCAUGGCUGGACGGCCCUCAUGCAGGCCACCUACCACGGGAAUAAGGAAAUUGUCAAAUAUCUGCUAAACCAAGGAGCUGAUGUCACUCUUCGAGCAAAAAACGGGUACACGGCCUUUGACCUAGUGAUGCUGCUGAGUGAUCCUGACACGGAACUUGUUCGACUGCUGGCAUCUGUCUGCAUGCAGGUGAAUAAAGACAAAGGCCGGCCCAGCCACCCGCCACCCCUGCCCUACUCGAAGGUCCGACAGCCCUGGAGCGUCCCAGUGCUGCCCGAUGACAAAGGCGGGCUUAAGUCCUGGUGGAACCGAAUGUCCAAUCGGUUUCGGAAGCUGAAAUUGAUGCAGACUCUGCCCCGUGGGCUGUCCAGCAACCAGCCGUUGCCUUUCUGUGAUGAGCCAGAACCAGCACUGGACACCACAAUGCGGGCACCCCCCCAGGACAAGACCAGCUGCUCUGGGCUCCCCAACGUGGCCCCCACGAUGAAAGACAAUGGUCCUGGGAGCACGAGAGGAGAAAAGGAAGAUGUGUUAUUGACAACCAUGCUUCGAAAUGGAGCCCCCUUCACCAGACUCCCGAGUGACAAGCUGAAGGCAGUCAUCCCCCCUUUCUUGCCCCCUUCCAGCUUUGAGCUGUGGAGCUCGGACCGGUCCAGGACAUGUCACAACGGGAAGGUAGACCCCAUGAAGACUGUGCUGCCCCAGAGAGCCAGCAGGGGCCACCCCAUGGGCAAUGGGAGCACAGACACCACUCCUGUCAGGCCGGUUAAAUUUCCAUCUCUCUCCAGAAGCCCAGCCUCUCCUGCCAAUUCUGGAAACUUCAACCACUCACCUCAUUCCUCAGGUGGCUCCAGUGGGGUAGGGGGCAUGAGUAGGCACGGCGGGGAGCUGCAUAACCGCUCAGGUGGCAGCAUAGACAGUGUCCUGUCCCAGAUCGCUGCCCAGAGAAAAAAAGCAGCCGGACUAUCUGAGCAGAAGCCCAGCCAUCGGUCAAGUCCUAUUGGGCCAGCACCUGGGUCCAGCCCUUCUGAACAACUGGUCUCCCCUGCAGGUGGUGGCAGUCCCGGUGGCAAGAAACUGGAGAUGAGCAAAAGGCCUCCGUCUGGAACUUCCACUACCUCCAAAAGUACCUCCCCCACCCUUACCCCCUCCCCUUCGCCCAAAGGCCAUGCGGCCGAGUCCUCGGUGUCCUCCUCUUCGUCCCACCGGCAGUCCAAGAGCAGUGGGGGCUCUAGCAGCGGCACCAUCACCGAUGAGGAUGAACUGACUGGAAUCCUUAAGAAAUUGUCACUUGAGAAAUACCAGCCCAUUUUUGAGGAGCAAGAGGUGGAUAUGGAAGCGUUCCUCACCCUCACUGACGGCGACUUGAAGGAGCUGGGUAUUAAGACAGAUGGAUCCAGGCAGCAGAUUCUGGCAGCAAUUUCUGAACUGAAUGCAGGCAAGGGACGUGAGAGACAGAUUUUACAGGAAACCAUUCACAACUUCCAUUCUUCCUUUGAGAGCAGUGCCAGCAACACCAGGGCGCCUGGAAACAAUCCCUGUACAUGAUCCUCCUUCCUGUGGUCACCAGCGUGAGCUUUCUGAAUCUCAAUACUGCCUCCACACAGCCAGUGUACCAGCCACCCUCAACUCUUCCCGGUUCCUGAAACACUCCGUGCCUUGUCAUACCACUGUGCCUUAGUCAUGUUGUUCCCUCUGCCUGGAACACCCAUCUUCCCCUGCUCUGCUGUGGUAGUUGAUGAAGCUUGUUGCUGUAAAAAACUCCAACACAUUAGAGACUUAGUCUCACUUACAGUCUAGUAUGGCAGCUUGGCAGGUGGUUUCAUACAGUGAUUCGGGGGCCCAGCUUCUUUCAUCUGUGGCUGUGCCUUCCCAGGGGCCUCAGAGUCUUUUCUGGCUGGCAGAAGGGGAAAAGGAUGGUGAAGGUGAAGGCACAGCCAUUUCUUACUGCCUGCUCUUAACUGCCCACGUUCCAUUGGCUCCUCCUACUCCCAUUCACCAGUGGUCACCAGUAGUCACAUGGCCAUACCUGGAUGCAAAGGACACUGGGAAAUGUAGUCUUUGUUCAGGGAGUGGCUUCACAGCAACAACUCCUUCCUGAGGAAUCACAUGUUUUCGUAGAUUAGCCUUUUCUGCUACAUCUUCCUUUAAAACUUCUAACUUGUUCCCCACACUUAGACUCAUCUAUCAGAUGAAGCCUUUUCUAACCCCUCCAGUCACUGGGGUCCCUGACUGCUUUGUACAGAACUCUGCUUUAGUACUUCACUGCACCUACUGCAUACAACAUGCAACAGGAUGUGUGUGUUGAAUGCGCUUCUCUUUAUUGCAAAGGCAGCCUUUUAUGCUGGAAAAUGGAGGAGGCUCAUUGUGUGAACUUGAGAGAUCCCUUAGCUUUCUGGCCCUCAGUUUCCUCAUCUGUGGUCAGGCAAGAUUAUGCUCUGAUACUCCACAUCACUCAUCCCAGGUCACUGUGGGACGUUCUGCACUUCAAGUGAGAGCAGAAGACCUUAAUAUAUUACAUUGUGGAAGGACUUCGGUGCUCACAUCUUCUAGGCAAAGAAGCAGAGAAUUUGGAAUGUUUUCUAGACUCUGUUAGUGCUAUGUUUCUCAGAAGGGCAUUGACUCAUGUAGUUUUUCUACCAUGUUAUGAUAGAGGGCUUUGAAUUUAAAUCCAAUAGCUUUCUGUACUGUUUUCAAGUGAGUAAUUCAUUCGGCCAACACUUGCUGCAUUUAUGUCAUUUGCUGGGUGCUGGGGGUACAGAGACGAGCUAGAGCCAGUCUCCACCCUUGCGCCCUCAACAAGCAAGAGAUGUGAAUGGGAAAUCCAAUCCCAACCUUAAAGGACAGCACAGCACAAUGGAGUUGAAAGAGUUUGUGCUCUGGACUAAGGUUCAGAGUUCAGAUCCAGCCCUGUGGCUGGCCAGCUGUGUAGCCAGAGAUGGGUUACUUAGCCUCUUCAUUGGAGCUUAGAGCAGAGUACAUAAAGUACUUGGU